UCUUUCGUUCAUUUCAAUUCCGUUCGUCGAUGAGAAAGGUUUAUUUCCGUGGGGAAUACUUUGUGAAAAUGUUUCCGGAGAAUUGUUAAAAAAAAUGGCUGCUAUACUUCAGCUAAAUCUCUGUACAUCCCAUUGCAAAUGAAUAAGUUUUGCAAGAAUUGAACGAAAGUGGAAGUAAUACAAGAUGUAUUUAUAUAAUUUAACCUUGCAAAAAGGCACUGGCGUUACCCAUGCUGUGCACGGAAACUUCUCGGGUGGUAAACACCAAGAGGUUAUACUUUCGCGUGGUAAAUCGCUUGAAUUGGUACGUCCAGAUUCAAAUACGGGCAAAGUCCAUACCGUACUGUCCGUAGAAGUUUUUGGCUGUAUACGUGCAUUAAUGUCGUUCAGACUGACUGGUGGCACCAAAGAUUAUAUAGUUGUUGGUUCUGACUCUGGUCGAAUUGUUAUACUAGAGUAUAAUCCUACAAAAAACUCGCUGGAUAAAGUACAUCAAGAAACAUUUGGCAAAUCGGGAUGUAGGCGUAUUGUGCCGGGCCAAUAUUUUGCCAUUGACCCAAAAGGUCGUGCAGUUAUGAUUGGUGCAGUGGAAAAGCAAAAAUUAGCUUACAUUCUGAAUCGUGACACUCAAGCACGUCUCACAAUUUCAUCACCAUUAGAAGCCCACAAGUCCAACACGCUAACAUACCACAUGGUCGGUGUUGAUGUUGGUUUCGACAAUCCUUUAUUCGCUUGCUUAGAAAUCGAUUACGAGGAGGCUGAUAAUGAUCCAACAGGUGAAGCCGCUCAACGUACUCAACAAACAUUGACAUUCUACGAAUUAGAUCUUGGACUUAACCAUGUGGUGCGCAAGUACUCUGAACCUUUGGAAGAACAUGCAAAUUUCCUCAUUUCCGUACCAGGAGGUAAUGAUGGGCCAUCAGGCGUGUUGAUUUGUUCAGAGAAUUAUUUAACUUAUAAAAAUUUGGGCGAUCAGCAUGAUAUACGUUGUCCCAUACCACGUCGUCGUAAUGAUUUAGAUGAUCCCGAUCGUGGUAUGAUAUUUAUUUGUUCAGCAACUCAUCGUACAAAAAGCAUGUAUUUCUUUUUGGUACAAACUGAGCAGGGUGAUAUUUUCAAAGUUACACUCGAAACUGAUGAUGAUGUUGUAUCCGAAAUUAAAUUGAAAUAUUUCGAUACUGUACCGCCGGCGAUAGCUAUGUGUGUGCUAAAAACCGGUUUUCUAUUUGUCGCCUGCGAAUUUGGCAACCAUUAUCUCUAUCAAAUUGCUCAUCUUGGCGAUGAUGACGAUGAACCUGAAUUCAGUUCGGCUAUGCCCCUUGAAGAGGGUGAAACAUUCUUCUUUGCCCCACGUCCAUUAAAAAAUCUUGUAAUGGUUGAUGAAAUUCCCUCGUUUGCGCCAAUAGUUUCAUCACAAGUUGCCGAUUUGGCCAAUGAGGAUACACCUCAAUUGUAUGUUUUAUGUGGUCGAGGACCACGCUCCUCAAUGCGUGUGCUACGUCAUGGCUUGGAAGUUAGUGAAAUGGCUGUAUCAGAAUUGCCCGGCAACCCGAAUGCUGUAUGGACAGUUAAGAAACGUAUUGACGAUGAGUUCGACGCUUAUAUUAUAGUGUCAUUUGUGAACGCAACGCUGGUGCUGAGUAUUGGCGAAACAGUUGAGGAAGUAACUGACAGUGGUUUCUUGGGAACAACGCCUACAUUGAGUUGUUCAUCACUAGGCGAUGAUGCCCUAGUACAAGUAUAUCCCGAUGGUAUACGCCACAUACGCUCCGAUAAGCGUGUGAAUGAGUGGAAAGCACCAGGCAAAAAAUCUAUCACAAAAUGUGCUGUAAAUCAGCGCCAGGUAGUCAUCACACUAAGUGGAAGAGAAUUGGUCUAUUUUGAAAUGGAUGCGACUGGUGAGCUUAACGAAUACACAGAGCGAUCGGAGAUGCCAAAUGAAAUCAUGUGCAUGGCCUUGGGUCAAGUGCCAGAGGGCGAGCAGCGUUCAUGGUUUUUAGCUGUCGGCUUAGCAGACAAUACAGUACGCAUUAUAUCUCUGGAUCCAAAUAACUGCUUAUCGCCCUGUUCGAUGCAAGCUUUGCCGUCGCCUGCUGAGUCGCUUUGUAUUGUCGAAAUGGGUCAUACAGAAAAUACGACGAGCGGUGCAAAUGAUGAGCCCAGUGAACGCAGCGCCAACGCUUCGACAAAAGGCACUAUCUAUCUAAAUAUCGGUCUUAGCAAUGGUGUUCUUCUGCGUACUGUACUAGAUCCCGUUUCGGGCGAUUUGGCUGACACUCGUACACGUUAUCUUGGCUCUCGCCCAGUAAAGCUCUUUCGUAUACGCAUGCAAGGCUCUGAGGCUGUAUUAGCCAUGUCAAGUCGUACCUGGCUCUCAUAUUAUCAUCAGAAUCGUUUCCAUUUAACACCUCUGUCGUAUGAAACUCUAGAAUACGCUUCAGGUUUCUCCAGUGAACAAUGUAGCGAAGGUAUCGUUGCAAUCUCAACAAAUACUUUGCGUAUUUUGGCUUUAGAAAAGUUGGGUGCCGUAUUUAAUCAAGUCUCCUUUCCGCUCGAAUACACGCCACGUGCGUUUGGCAUACAUCCAGAUACAGGACGUAUGAUUAUUGCGGAGACAGAUCAUAAUGCUUACACAGAUGAGACGAAAAAUGCACGUAAACAGCAAAUGGCAGAGGAAAUGCGCAUGGCAGCUGGCGAAGAAGAACGUGAGUUGGCCAAUGAAAUGGCAAAUGCAUUUAUAAGCGAAAUUUUGCCUGAGGAAACAUUCUCCUCACCGAAAGCCGGAUUGGGAUUGUGGGCAUCACAGAUACGUGGCUUGGACCCCAUACAUGGUCAAACAUUAUUCAAAGUACCACUUGUACAAAAUGAGGCAAUCAUGUCCAUGUGUAUAUUGAAGUUCAACAUUGCCGCUGAUGGUCGUUAUUAUUUGGCCGUUGGUGUAGCUAAGGAAUUGCAACUAAAUCCGCGCAUAACAAAUGGCGGAUGCAUUGAUAUUUACAAAAUCGAUCCAACCUGUUCGAAUAUUGAGUUUAUGCAUCGCACUGAAAUCGAAGAGGUGCCUGGCGCAUUAGCUGGUUUCCAGGGACGUUUGCUGGCCGGUUGUGGUCGUAUAUUGCGUAUAUACGACUUGGGCAAGAAAAAGUUGCUAAGAAAAUGUGAGAACAAACACAUUCCAUAUCAAAUUGUCAACAUACAGGCAAUGGGUCAUCGUGUCUAUGUAUCGGAUGUACAAGAGUCAGUGUUCUUCAUACGCUAUAAACGCGCUGAAAAUCAACUUAUUAUAUUUGCUGAUGAUACACAUCCACGUUGGGUCACUGCUACUACUUUGUUGGAUUAUGACACAAUUGCGAUAGCUGAUAAGUUUGGAAAUAUGAGUAUACAACGCUUGCCACACUCUGUUACCGAUGAUGUGGACGAAGAUCCAACUGGUACUAAGUCGCUAUGGGAUCGCGGUCUGUUAUCGGGUGCCUCACAAAAGUCUGAGAAUAUUUCAUCCUUCCAUGUUGGGGAAAUUGUAAUGUCACUCCAGAAGGCCACUCUAAUACCAGGUGGCUCUGAGGCAUUGAUAUAUGCAACUCUCAGUGGCACAGUGGGCGCUUUCGUACCAUUCACUAGUCGCGAAGAUUUCGACUUCUUCCAACAUUUGGAAAUGCACAUGCGCAAUGAGAAUCCACCGUUAUGUGGACGCGAUCAUCUGAGCUAUCGCAGCUCCUACUAUACGGUGAAAAAUGUAUUGGACGGCGACCUUUGCGAGCAGUACUUGUCUAUUGAUCCGGCCAAACAAAAGAGCAUUGCCAGCGAUAUGUUCCGCACACCGAAUCAGAUAUGCAAGAAACUGGAAGACAUUCGCACGCGUUAUGCGUUCUAAGUUGUCGAAGCCGACAUUAUUCAUACCAACAACAAAAAGAUGGCGUUUAGCAGAUUAUUUUCAACAUAUUUAUAUAGAGUUAAGUGUCUAACUUUAGGAUUCAUCAUUCAUGCUGUAAUUGGCGUUUAUUAGUUUAAUUGGCUCUAAUGUAGACUACAUUUAAGGAUACUGCUGGGAACUCUUAAAGAUCUCAACAGUUUUUUUUUUUGUAAAUUUUUAUUGAAAAAACAACCACUCAUCGACUGCCCAUUUCAAGAUUUACAGCCCGACUUUCAAUUUUGUUAUAACUCAAAACAAACACAUUUUCAACAUAUUCUUCUGAAAUCUAUGGCUGCUGCAAU
Ceratitis capitata (Mediterranean fruit fly) is the source of this 4209-nucleotide messenger RNA. RefSeq names its product splicing factor 3B subunit 3 (gene Sf3b3). The record is from RefSeq and is a predicted model, not a curated record. The transcript has 11 exons. Gene Ontology annotation, biological process: mRNA splicing, via spliceosome. NCBI's taxonomy places the organism in Eukaryota, Metazoa, Arthropoda, Insecta, Diptera, Tephritidae. Gene Ontology annotation, molecular function: protein binding; U2 snRNA binding. Bases 185 to 3868 code for a protein of 1227 amino acids. Gene Ontology annotation, cellular component: nucleus; U2 snRNP.